AUAUAAGCCUCUGUUUCUUUCUGAAACUGGGAUCAAGCCCUUACUAAAUUUCUUCUUCUAGGCUAUGGUUGGAUGAAGUACUUGAAGGGUGUUAUGUAUUUCAAGCAAGCUUUUCAAAAGUCAAAAAAUAAAUUCGUUUCCAGGGAUAAUAAUAUAAACGUAAAAGUUCCGGUCUUGAAGUUGCAUGUUUCCACAUGAUGUGGAUGUUUCAUAGUGACUGAAAUACUCUAGUUUUUUGCAUAAAUACCUGACCAUGCCAAUGUAAUUUACAACAACUAACAAACAAUCCUUUUUGAACCAUCCAAAUUAUGGCAUCUUUCAUAAUACCAUUCAAAGCCCUGUUCUUCCUUAUAGUCGUCCUGCAUUGGUCUCUCUCUGUUCUUGCUUCUUCAUCCUCCUUUGCUGCAAAUGAAACAGAAACUCUUCUAAAAUGGAAAGCUAGCCUUGCCAACAACACCCAAACUUUGCUCUCUUCUUUGUGGAUUGGAGACAAGCAUUGCAAUUGGGUCGGAAUCACUUGCAACAAGGCUGGAAGCAUCACCAAUCUAAGCCUUCCAGAUUAUGGGUUCAAAGGUACACUUCAUAGUCUGAACUUCUUGUCCUUCCCCAACCUCAUGGGUCUUCACCUUCCUAACAACUCACUGUAUGGGCCCAUUCCCUCACACAUUGGAAACCUUUCCAAGCUCACCGAGCUUGACUUGUCCAUGAAUGGUUUCUCCGGAAAUAUUCCAUCUAACAUAGGAAGGUUGUUAAGUUCACUUUCUAUUCUCUAUCUCCAUGAAAACGAUCUCACUGGUCCAAUACCUAUUUCUAUUGGAAGCUUGCACAAUUUGUCCCGACUUGUCCUCUUUGACAAUAGGCUCAGUGGUUCUAUACCUAAAGAAGUUGGAAUGAUGAGGUCACUUGUUCUGCUUGAUCUUUCAGUGAACUACCUAACUGGUCCUAUCCCUGCAUCUCUGGGAAACCUAAGUAACUUGGUAUGGCUUUAUCUGUAUGCUAAUAACCUCUCUGGUUCUAUUCCCAAUGAAAUAGGACAACUUGGAUCUCUUACCACAAUGCAACUGUUAAAUAAUAAUCUCACUGGUGUCAUCCCUAAUUCCAUAGGAAACUUAACCAAAUUGUCUAGUCUUUACCUUUUUGAGAAUAAGCUUUCCGGGUCAAUACCUCAAGAGGUAGGGAUGCUUGUAUCUCUUACCAAACUUCAUUUAUUUGAUAACAGUUUGUCUGGUUUCCUUCCUCCAACACUUGGCAAUGUUACUCAUUUGGAAUCAUUACAAUUAUUUGACAACCAUCUUAGUGGUCCAUUACCUGAGAAUGUAUGCCUCGGUGGACAACUCACAAGGCUUACGGUAUUCAACAACAAUUUAACGGGUCAUAUCCCACCAACUUUGAAAACUUGCAAAAGUUUAUAUAGAGUUAGGCUUGAAGGAAACAACUUUACAGGAAAUAUAUCAGAAGCUUUUGCUGUGUAUCCGAAUUUGAAUUAUAUUUCAUUAAGCAACAACAGAUUUUAUGGUGAACUUUCUCCAAAUUGGGGACAAUGUCAUAAUCUAACAAGCCUACAAAUCUCCGACAACAACAUUUCUGGAAAGAUCCCACUAGAGUUGCAACAUGCAACUCAAUUACGCGAACUCGAUGUCUCUUCAAAUCAUCUCAUUGGUGAGAUUCCCAAGGAAUUGGGAGCAUUGACAUUGAUGUACAAACUUUUGCUAAGUGGUAACCAACUUUCAGGCAAAAUUCCACCAGAGAUUGGAGUUCUUCCAAAUCUAGAACAUCUUAACUUGGCAUCAAACAAUUUGAGUGGACCGAUUCCUAAUCAACUUGGAGAGUGCUCAAAGUUAUUGAACUUGAAUUUGAGCAAGAAUAAACUUGGAGAAAGCAUUCCACUUUCAGUAAGCUACAUAAAUGGCCUUCAAAAUCUAGAUUUAAGUCAGAAUUUACUUAUUGGGGAGAUACCACAACAGCUUGCAAAAUUACAUUCCUUGGAAACAUUGGACCUUUCUCACAAUAUGCUCAAUGGUUCCAUCCCAAAUUCUUUUAAUAAUUUGCAAAGUCUGACUGUUGUGAAUAUAUCUUACAAUCAAUUAGAAGGCCCUAUUCCUAACAUUAAGGCAUUUCAUGAGGCUUCAUUUGAUGCCUUCAGAAACAAUAAGGGACUAUGUGGUAAUGCCACUGGACUAAUGCCUUGUGCUGUCGCUGCUAGAAAAAGCACCAAAGUCAUCAUUUUCAUUGUGCUUCCACUCUUUGGUCUUCUUCUUUUGCUCUUUAUCAUAGCUGGAAGUUUCCUUAUUCUUCGCCGAAAGAACCAAACCAGAAAAUCCGAGUCAAUCGAGGCAAAACUUGGAGAUUUUUUCACAUUGUGGGGAUAUAAUGGAAGAAUACUCUAUGAGAACAUUAUUGAAGCCACUGAAGAUUUCAGCUCCAACAAUUGCAUUGGUUCAGGAGGCUAUGGAGCUGUUUAUAAAGCUGCGCUACCCAUUGGUGAGGUGGUUGCGGUGAAGAAACUUCACCAAUCUGAAGAUAGCAUGAUUUCCAACAACUUGAAAGCCUUUGAAAGCGAGAUUUAUGCUCUAUCAGAAAUAAGGCAUCGUAACAUUGUGAAGCUGUAUGGCUUUUGUUCACAUCCAAAGAACUCAUUUUUGGUUUAUGAGUUUGUAGAAAGGGGAAGUUUGAGAAUGGUGUUAAGCAACAAGGACGAGGCAAUGGAGUUGGAUUGGGAGAAGAGGCUAAAUACUGUAAAAGGAGUGGCCAAUGCCUUGUCUUAUAUGCAUCAUGACCAUUCACCACCGAUAAUUCAUCGAGACAUUUCCAGCAACAAUGUUCUUCUGGAUUUGGACUAUGAGGCUCAUGUCUCAGAUUUCGGCACAGCCAGGCUUUUAAAACCUGACUCUUCUAAUUGGACCUCACUUGCUGGCAUUUUCGGGUACAUAGCUCCAGAGUUGGCUUAUACAUUGAAAGUAGACGAGAGAUGUGAUGUUUAUAGUUUUGGGGUGCUAAUAAUGGAAAUAUUUAUGGGGAGGCAUCCUGGUGAUUUGAUUUCAUGUUUACCAUCAUCGUCAUCGACAUUGGCAUCAACAUCGACAUCAAUACCAAAUGACAACCAACUGAUUUUACUUAAAGAUGUGAUAGACCAACGCCUCUCACCACCGGUAAGGCAAGUUGCAAAGGAUGUUGUCUCUACUACAAAGCUAGCAUUUGCAUGCUUGAAUGGCAGUCCUCAACUUCGGCCAACCAUGAGACAAGUUGCUCAAGCCCUUACCCAUCAAUCGCUUCCAUUGCCCAAUCCUUUCUCAAUCAUAAAAUUGGGAGAAUUGUGGGAUCAUGAAGUUUGCAGUGACUAAUAUUAAGGUGCUAACAAUUUGAAUAAUAAUUCUAAGCAUGUGUAUUUGCUUUCCAUCUAUUUCUUUUUCUCUUAUUUGUAUUGAAAUGUUUAAGCACUUUAUAAUAAAGCUUUUGUAGUGAAUCAGCUAUGACAUAGAAUAGUUGUGUUUAAGCACUCAAUUUGUAUGUUCAAAAUUUCUUAUUUUUGAAAUGUAACUAAUGGCCAGACUUAGAAUUUCGACUUGCAAUAUCAGUUGUAAUAUUCUACUGUAGUACCGAUUUGCUACAGUACUUUCAUUUUGGAAUACUAUUGCAAUUCUAAUAUGACUUUUUUAUUUGUUUGAACAAACAAAGAAUACAAUUGAUGAGCAUACCAAAUUACAAUAAACACAACUUCACACAAUAAUCUUUUG
Messenger RNA from Durio zibethinus, 3734 nucleotides. NCBI's taxonomy places the organism in Eukaryota, Viridiplantae, Streptophyta, Magnoliopsida, Malvales, Malvaceae. The record is from RefSeq and is a predicted model, not a curated record.